This is a messenger RNA of Cydia amplana, 962 nucleotides long. RefSeq lists its product as uncharacterized. The record is from RefSeq and is a predicted model, not a curated record. The transcript is spliced from 8 exons. Gene Ontology annotation, cellular component: chromosome passenger complex; chromosome, centromeric region; spindle midzone. Bases 141 to 953 code for a protein of 270 amino acids. Lineage: Eukaryota; Metazoa; Arthropoda; Insecta; Lepidoptera; Tortricidae. Gene Ontology annotation, biological process: mitotic sister chromatid segregation.
UCAUUCGAAUUUUGGAAAUUUUGUCACUUGUGUAAUUUACAAAAAAGACUUUCUAUCUUACUGUAUUUACUAGCUUUCGUGAAUUAACUGAUAUAUUUCAACAAAUUAGUGUAAUAAGAUAAGUGCAUAAAGUAUUUAAAAUGCCGAGAACAAAGCGACCAGCUCGCGCACAAGAGAAAACUGGAGUUAAAGACGAUGAGUUGAAGAAACUUGACAAAAUCGUGGCUGAACAGAAAGCGAAUAUAGACUCGCGGGUGCACAUGGAGUGCAGAAAUGUGGACCUCGCAUUCAAAAUGCUGCUUGGAACCAUUAGCAACACUGUUUUGAACAAAACCAUUGGACAGCUAAAAAAUGAACUUCACUUGAAAGAAGUUGGCAACAGCACCAGAAAAACUAGAAACUCGAGCAGAGCAACCUCCCACGAUGAUGGCUACCUCACCGAGACCUCGCAGGGCUCCGCCGAGCGCGGCAAGAAGAUGGGGCUUCCAACAACCAACCGCGCCUCCCGGUCCCGCUCCGCCGACGCGACCGCGCGCAAGAUGGCGGCGCCGCGCACCGAGGCUAAGCCCAGACGACGAUCGCGGUCCGUGCUGUACAAGACCCCCGCCUACAACAAGACAGCCACCAAACACUACCCCGACAUCACUCCCAAGGUGGCCCCACAGACGCCGCUGACGCUGCUGCGGCACGCGCGGCAGGGCGAGAUGCUGGUCUCCAUGUCCGGGUCGCCCGUCAUGCCCUCUGUCGGGGCCAUAGCGACGGACAGCAAGGCGCACUGCAACUUCAUGCUGAAAGACGGCACCAUGCUGUCCCUGCAGCCCAACCGGCUGCGUCAGUCGCAGGCCUUCAUCCCGUUCUCCCUGAUGGACGCCAACGUGCUGAACCAGCUGAAAACCCUUCAGGACAACCUCGCCAAGGUCGUCAAGAUGGGAGAAAACGUCGUCCACACCUGACCACACACA